Molecule: messenger RNA, 2439 nt
Organism: Ornithodoros turicata
Lineage: Eukaryota; Metazoa; Arthropoda; Arachnida; Ixodida; Argasidae
Exons: 1
Coding region: 1-2439 (812 amino acids)
Source: RefSeq, a predicted model, not a curated record
AUGGACCGAACUCAGCUGAACAAAAAGCGCAAGAUUCUGCGGAACCAGGUGACGACGAUCCAGAACGAUCUUGACCGACGAACGGCGGGUGAAGAACCUCAGGACAUUACCGAAUUGGCAGCACGCAUCGACAGGCUACAAAGCCUCAACGCCUCUCUCAAAGAAGUCGAUAGUCAGAUCGAACCUCUUCUUACUGAAGAUGAGUUUGACCAGGAGUUCACGAAGCAGCUGGAUUAUCAAAACAGAUUGGAAAUGACCCUCUUCAUGGCAAAGGCACACGUCGACGCCCGUAGACGUGCUGUGACCACCUCUGAUAUCCCUGCCAUCGCACAUCCACAGGGAGAUGCCUCCCCUGCGCGGGUACACACCGUUCAAGCACCACAAACGCAAGCCGCUGUUCGCCUUCCCAAACUAGAAAUGCUGAAGUUCGACGGCAAACGAUGUCACUGGCAGCAAUUUUGGAGUCAAUUCAAUGUGACUAUCCACACCAAUGCCUCACUCCCUGAGAGUAGCAAGAUGCAGUACCUAAUGGCUGCACUACAAGGGGAAGCUGCGAACGCCGUGGAAGGUCUACAGUUGACUCCUGGCACUUACGAAUCUGCCGUCGAGAUUCUCCGCAAUCGUUUCGGCAACGAUAAUCUACUAAUUCAAGAACACCUCAAAAGCCUGGCGGAUAUCGAACCCGUACGUUCGAGCCGACAUCUCUACGACUUGCGGAGGCUAUAUGACACAGUCCAGGCUCACAUUCGAGGACUGAACUGCCUUGGCACUACUACAGAGUCUUACUGCUCUAUGCUGUACCCGAUCUUGCUGAGAUCUCUUCCGAUGGAUAUGGCAUUGCAAUUUAACCGUGUACUUACCGAGAAAACGGUAUCAACCGCUUCGACAUCAACCGCUUUGACAUCAGCCUCUACAGGCACAUCGUUUCACAACAACGCGUUGAAGUCAUUACUGACCUUCCUAGGAAACGAAGUAAGGCACCGCGAAGAAAUCACCCAGCGUACCUUUCAAUCUCCUCCCGAACAUGACCCCACAAAGACGCCGCACUUUCGCAAAUUUAAACCGGCGAAUGGUCGUCCAGUGGUCACAUUGCAAAACAUGGUCAAGGCAGGCAAGGGAAAUGAACGCUGCCUCUUUUGCAACAUGACAAGCCAUGCGAUAGCAGAUUGUACAAGCACAAAGUCUCUUGCCGAAAAGAAACACGUAUUAGCAGAGCAACGCCGAUGCUUCAGAUGUUGCAAGCCGAAUCACGCUGCAAGACAUUGUAGAACCCGCCCAAAAUGCCACAAAUGUGCCGGUCACCACGCAACGACGAUGUGCGACCCAGAAUAUAAGCCUCGGCCAUCUGCCCCUGCUCCCGGAACGUCCGCGGCAGUCACUCUGAAGACCACAGUCAAUCGCUCCCCCCAACGCAUUCUACUUCAGACCGCCACAGCCUGGGCACACGCAACUAAGGAGGAAGUCUUCACGCGCCUAAUCUUCGACGGCGGCAGUCAACGCACGUUCAUCACUCGUCACUUGUCGAAAGCACUCGGAUGUCAGAUCGUUCGCACAGAGCACAUCUCCAUUGGGGCAUUCGGAGUUCAACACAAUCGUCCAGAAGUACUGGAAGCCGUUGAGCUCAGUUUAAGGACUAUGCAUGGAAGAGGUGAACAUCAAAAGAUAACAGCCCUGGUGGUGGAACAGAUAUGCUCUCAAGUCUUGGACGUUCCACCUGAUGUCAUCAAAGAGCACAUGCAGCAGUACAAGCUGGCAAUAGCCGACUGUCGCGACGGUGCCCUACGUCAACAAAUAGAGAUUCUGAUUGGUGCGGACCACUACUGGGAAUUUGUUACCGGGCGCACUCUUCCGGUGUAUCAAGGUGUACAAGCCGUCGAAACGACACUUGGCUGGACGCUGCAAGGACCAUGCUCUCUACCAAACGUGGUGCGCACAGCAAGCUGUCACACGGUGACUGUGUUGCACGCAAGCCAACAUCGCGAAGCGGUGAACGACAUGAUGGAGCGAAUUUGGAACUUGGACAGCAUCGGCAUACGUUGCGAUGAGACAGACGCAGCACAGCAUCACUUUGUCCUCGAUAACUUCAAGACGUCCAUUCAGUUGAAGAACGACAGGUAUUCAGUUGCCUUGCCGUGGAAACCAGUUGUGUCAAUGCUAGACAACAAGCACAUUGCGGAGAAACGUCUUUCACAAGUCACGAGGCGUCUAACCAAGUCACAAGGGUUAAUGGCGAGAUACGACGCAGCCAUACGUGAAUAUCUUGUCUCUGGAGUAGCAGAAAAGGUUACCCAGGAAAUGGAUCAGGCCCAAAAUGCAGCACACAUAUACUACAUGCCGCAUCACGCAGUCAUCAGGGAGGAUCGAAUAACUACAAAGAUGAGGAUCGUCUUCGACGCAUCCUCUCAUGAAGCUGGCACCAGCUCGCUCAUGAUAAUCUGA